Messenger RNA from Talaromyces marneffei, 1779 nucleotides. RefSeq lists its product as uncharacterized. Gene Ontology annotation, biological process: xanthine transport; transmembrane transport. The record is from RefSeq and is a predicted model, not a curated record. Lineage: Eukaryota; Fungi; Ascomycota; Eurotiomycetes; Eurotiales; Trichocomaceae. Gene Ontology annotation, cellular component: membrane; fungal-type vacuole. Gene Ontology annotation, molecular function: xanthine transmembrane transporter activity. The transcript is spliced from 2 exons. Bases 1 to 1779 code for a protein of 592 amino acids.
AUGGACGGCCCCGAUCAGAUCGGGCCUGAUACCAGCCCCAAACGAACAAUCGCAGAUCGGUUCCGACGAGUCGGACGGUCGGUAACCACCAAGGAGGGCCUCAUCGGUGACUAUGACUAUGCCAUGCUCUUCAAACCACGUCUCCCAUUCAUGAAAAAAACCCGCUCGUCAACUCCAUUUUUCGGCCUCCACGACAAAAUUCCUCUUGUCCUCGCGAUACUGCUCGGUCUCCAGCAUGCCCUGGCUAUGCUUGCAGGCGUCAUUACUCCGCCCAUAAUUGUCAGCGGAGCCGCCGGUUUCGAUACUUCCACUUCGCAAUACCUCGUCUCCUCAUCGUUGAUCGUCUCAGGUAUUCUGUCGGCCAUUCAAAUCACCCGACUCAAGAUCCGCGGAACACCCUACUACAUCGGAACCGGUCUGAUUUCGGUUGCUGGUACAUCAUUCUCGACAUUGACCAUUGCCAACAAUGCAUUGACUCAAAUGUACAACUCUGGAUAUUGCCCCAUCGACCCCGAGACAGGCGCAAAGCUCGCUUGCCCUCAGGGCUACGGCGCUAUUUUGGGCACAUCUUGUCUCUGCUCUCUACUCGAAAUUGGUCUAUCGUUCGUCCCGAUCGAUGUCAUCAAACGCAUUUUCCCUCCUUUGGUGACUGGUCCCACCGUCAUGCUGAUCGGUGUCAGUCUGAUUGAGAGCGGAUUAAAAAAUUGGGCCGGUGGCUCUGGCGCCUGUCUCGCGAAUGCUGCCUCUCGCGCUUUGUGCCCUUCCGCAACGGCACCACAUCCCUUGCCCUGGGGAAGCGCCGAAUUCAUCGGUCUCGGGUUUUUGGUGUUUGUGUCUAUCAUCCUAUGUGAACGCUUUGGAUCCCCCAUUAUGCGAACCUGCUCAGUCGCCGUGGGUCUACUUGUUGGCUGCAUUGUCGCAGCUGCAUGUGGAUAUUUCGAUCCGUCAUCCAUCCAGCAAGCACCCGUCGCAUCAUUUGUCUGGGUCAAGACCUUCCCUCUCUCGAUCUACGCACCCCUGAUCUUACCCUUCUUGGCACUCUAUAUCGUGCUGAUGAUGGAAGCCAUUGGCGACAUAACAGCCACCUGCGACGUAUCCCGUCUCGACAUCGAGGGUGAACUCUUCGACUCCCGAAUCCGCGGUGGUGUCCUCGCCGACGGCCUGAACGGUCUACUCGCUGGUCUCUUCACAAUCACACCCGUGUCCACCUUUGCUCAAAACAACGGCGUUAUCGCUUUGACUCGCUGUGCAAACCGCAAAGCCGGUUAUUGGUGCUGUUUCUUCUUGAUUGUGAUGGGCAUAUUUUCCAAGUUUGCUGCCGCGCUUGUGGCUAUCCCCUCGUCCGUGUUGGGUGGUAUGACGACAUUCUUGUUCUCGUCCGUCGCCAUCUCCGGUAUUCGCAUUAUUGCCGCCACACCUUUCACCCGCCGUAAUAGGUUCAUUUUGACCGCUGCGUUUGCGGUUGGUAUGGGCGCUACCCUUGUGCCGACUUGGUUCUCAUAUGUGUUUACCUACUCCGGCAACAAUAAGGGAUUGAGAGGUCUCAUUGAUGCAAUCGAGUUGGUCAUGACGACCGGAUUCGUGGUUACGGGUCUGCUGGCGUUGGUUUUGAAUUUAUUGUUGCCUGAGGAAGACGACGACGAAGAUGAUGAUGCCCGUCUGUUGGAUGGUGAUGCUACUACUACCAGUGAAGAACACAGCAAGUUGGCUGCGGCUUCGGAGAGUGCGGCUCCUGCAUCGAGUGAGAAUGGGGAGGGCAAGUCAGUGAAGCUUUCUUGA